Penicillium malachiteum is the source of this 3420-nucleotide messenger RNA. Its product is annotated as EF hand domain protein. Lineage: Eukaryota; Fungi; Ascomycota; Eurotiomycetes; Eurotiales; Aspergillaceae. The transcript has a single exon. Gene Ontology annotation, cellular component: intracellular membrane-bounded organelle; membrane; cytosol. Gene Ontology annotation, molecular function: calcium ion binding; zinc ion binding. The record is from RefSeq and is a predicted model, not a curated record. Bases 1 to 3420 code for a protein of 1139 amino acids.
AUGUCCGAGUCGCGGUCCGGACCAGUCUCACUGGCGCGGUACCGGCCGAUUCUAUACCUAUUCACCGGUGUCGCAGCUGCAUAUGCCCUUCUUUACAUUCAUAACAAUGUCGUUUCACCUAAUACCUCUGGCGCUUCCCUCCGCCGCCGCGGCGCCGUGCGCCGUACCAGCAGAAGAACCGAGGCUGAAGAACUGGGGAUCGUCGACACACCCUCCUAUCGAGCAAUAACCCACCUGGAACAACUGGAGCGUCAAAAUGGAGUCUACGGUACAUUCCGCAUCGAGACCGAGGAUGGGCGACGUGUUGAAAGCGGUCUGCUUCCAUCGUUGCUCGCAACUCGCGAUCAACUGAUGGAGGAAGUUGGCGUACCUUCAGCUCAUGCUGAACGCAUGCGCGAGAUGAUGGAGGACACAUUCUUAGAAUCGUUCCUUGCUCUUGAUUUCCCAUCAUCGCAUAUUGUUUCAGAGGGAACAGCUGAACGGACAUACCUGAUGGAGCAGCUGCAGCGACGAGGAAUCUCCCGAGCCGGAAUCGAGCGGGCGCUUGUUCGAUUUAACGCCGACAAUAACUAUGGAGAUGAGUUGCGGAUGCGAAGACAGAAUGGCGAGCGCGUCACUCUGUCAACGUCUACAUUCCCCGAGCUCGCUCCGCCUCAGAACCCAGAUGGUGGAGAGACCGUUGUGGAUGAUCAGAGUGUUUUCUCAUGGCGAGAUGGAAACAACGACUCCUCUCCUACAAGAGAAGGCCAGAACUUGCUCAAUCUACUCUAUCAUAUUGCGGAGGAUCAGGCACGACGAGAUGGAUACAUCCAUCGGGGUGUUACUUGUAACAGCUGUGGGGCCAUGCCUAUUCAAGGGAUCCGUUAUCGCUGUGCGAACUGCAUUGAUUAUGAUCUGUGUGAGACCUGUGAGGCAAUGCAAGUUCAUAUCAAGACGCAUUUGUUCUACAAAGUUCGAAUUCCUGCUCCCUUCUUGGGCAACCCACGCCAGUCGCAGCCGGUAUGGUACCCCGGUAAACCCGCAAUGCUUCCACGAAGUCUGCCUCGGCCUCUAGCAAAACGCCUGGCGCGAGCAACGAACUUUGAAAACACAGAGCUCGAUGCGCUGUGGGAUCAAUUCCGCUGUCUUGCCAAUUAUGAAUGGGCGGAUGACCCGAAUAAGUUGUACAUGGCAAUUGAUCGCAAGACCUUUGAUCGAUGCUUCGUCCCCAACACUUCUAUCCGACCACCUCCGCCGAGUCUGAUCUACGACCGCAUGUUUGCGUUUUACGAUACCGACGAUAACAAUCUGAUUGGAUUUGAGGAGUUCCUCAGAGGCUUGGCCAGCUUAAACAAUAAAAGCAAUGAUGAGCGCAUGCGACGUGUUUUCCGUGGAUACGAUAUUGACGGCGAUGGCUACGUCGAGCGUAAAGAUUUCCUACGCGUUUUCCGGGCAUACUAUGCACUCAGUAGAGAGCUCACCAGAGACAUGGUCGCCGGCAUGGAAGAUGACUUCCUUGAAGGCGGAGCUCGAGAUGUUGUUCUUGGUAGCCAGCCCAUUAGUUCCGCAUUCCCUGGCAGCAUUCCCGCCGGCGAAAGAUCACGAACUGGCGAAGGCAAACGCGUCAACAUCGAUGGUGACAUGGAAAUUAUUGACAAUGAAGGUAUUCUCCGACAAGACGGCCCUGACAUUGGAGAUCGGAACUUGGUAAUAGGAGAUGCUGCCGUCCGGGAGCAAUUCGGUCGGACCAGACCACUGUUCCCAUCCACAUUGCAGCUUCCCAAUACCCGAAUUGUGGCCCGUCCGAUUCAGCCUGAGCCUACCUCCGCUCAGGUUGGAGAGGAUGGAGACGGUGAUAAUGAAGAAGGGGAGGAGGACGACGGUGAAUCAGAUGCGUCGGGAUCGUCAGUUGCUAGUGGAGCUUGGCCACCCCCGGAACACAUCCAUGAAGAGGAUAUCAUUGAAGCCCUCGGAACGUAUGUACCCCCUCAACAAAUCACCGACCCGAUCGAUAGGGCUCGUGUCAUGACAACUGUGCUCGACAGAAUGCGCGACAAUGAUAGCCGGAGAUACGACGACGCUCGCCGAAGUGGAAUCGACGAACGAUGGAGACGCCGUGCAUUUUACACCGAUGAAGAGGAUGGCGCUACAAUCCCCGAAGGCUACCAGAGAGACCCAGCUUUUGACGACCUAAGUGACGAAGAUUCAAUGGACGACUCGCCAACCAUGGACUCACACCCACCAUCCCCUCGCUCACGCUCCUCAUCCAAAGUGCGAUUCGAGGAUGACAUUGCCGAUGAAGAAUAUGAUAUCAGAUCUAACCCUUCGACAUCCUCCCGAAGCAUUCCUGUGGGCGAACGAUGGGGUGGCUUUGAGAUCCCAGAAGUUGAGAGAGACGUUGGCAAGGAGAUAUUGUACCAAGUUACACAACAAGGCUUCAAUGAACUACUCGAUCUCCUAUUUAAGCCAAAGGAAGAUGUGCUAAUGGAAGCUUACCGAACACGGGCGGAUCGCAAGACUUGGGCCCACGAGAUUGAACAAGUGCAGAAGAUUUCGCCGCCCGAGCCAUCCAUCAAGGAACCCAUCCACGCAAGAGAUGAAGAAGAACUAGAGGCUAUCACAAGUGAUAGAUCUCUUGACGAUCUAUUACAGCGCGCUGGCUACGGCAUACAAAGCCCAACUCUAGAGGCUGUUGACUCGGGUCUAGUUUUACCACCUCCGUCUGCCGAAGCCAUAGCAUCAGAUGAUCAUCUCCUAGCUCCAGAUCUAACACUUACUGAAUACGAAGAUCGAGAAUAUCUUUUAAGUGAAGAAUCUGAAGUCUACCACAAUGCCGAAACCGAGUCGCUUGCGAGUUCUGAUUUCCAAGAACAAGCCCAGCUUCCUGAACCCGCUUUGGAGGAAUCUACCCAAGAAGCCGCCGAGUCAAGCAUUGAAGGGAAUCCUGAUUAUGAUCCAACUCUCCCUCAGUUCCGACCUGAUACAUACACAAUCCGGCCUCGUCUCUCAUUCCGCGCCGAGCCAGAGAUAAUGACCGAAGCUCAAGAUACAGACAUCUCACCUCACACCUCUAAUUCCGAUCUUCCUGGUCGUCUUCGCCUUGAGCCUAAUGGUACCACAUCUCUCCCGGCUCCGUCCUCACCCCACUCAGCUUCUCCAGAGGCAGAAGCGACAGCUCCGAAAUUACCCCCCUCUCCCAUGCAGCCACUGCCCCCUCCUAAAAAGUCCGCAACUCCACCCCAAACUACCAGUGUGCCCCGCCGACCUUCUCCUCGAACUCUUGCACGAUGGGCUUAUCUCAACCAAGUUGAGCGUGAAGCUAAAGAACGUGGUGGCAAUGGAGCAAGACUCAAUCUAGAUGAGUUCUCGCGCCGGAUGUCCGCUGACAAGAGUCGCCGACUGGCCUUUGUAGCUAGUUGGAUUGAGAUGGCCAGCUUUUAG